GAGACCUGUGCAACUGCAGCGCCGUGGGCAGCGCCAGCACAGAAUGCAACAGCACCACGGGGCAGUGCCCCUGCCUCGAGGGCUACGCGGGGCUGCGCUGCGAGACCUGUGCCCAGGGCUUCUUCCCGGAUCCGAGCAGCCAGCAGUGCCAUCCCUGCGGAUGCAACCCCUGGGGAUGCAGCCCCGCCGGCUCCCUCAGCGCCCAGUGUGACAGCUUUGGGAAAUGCCAGUGUAAAGCUGGUGUCACGGCCCUGAAGUGUGACCAGUGCAGUGAUGGAUACUACAGGUUUAAUGAAACCACGUGCGAGCCGUGCCAGUGCAACAACCACUCCAAGACCUGCAACAGCUCCACAGGCAUCUGCCUGCACUGCCAGGGGAACACCGAGGGAAACCACUGUGAGCUCUGCAAGGAGGGAUUCUACAGAAGCACCCAUCCUGCCCACUCCUGCCAUCGCUGCCCGUGCUCCACAGUGGCAUCGACCGGAACCUGCCGCAUACAGCCUGGUGAAAGUGCCCCAAGUUGUGACAAGUGCAAAACUGGGUACACUGGCCCGAACUGCAACCGCUGUGACAAUGGCUACUACAACUCCGACAGCAUCUGCGUGAGGUGUAAGUGCAACGGGAACGUGGACCCAGCGCAGUCACCCAGCGUGUGCCGGCCGGACAGCGGGGAGUGCAUCGGCUGCCUGUACCACACCGCCGGGUUCCACUGCGAGCGGUGUGAGGAUGGCUACAUCCGAGACCCCGACGGGACCAACUGCACCAAGAAAGAAGCCACUCUUGGGCCAGAAACAGGGGAGUUCACAACUUCAGCUCCAAAUGCCACCAAGGCAACAUCCUUUUCAACUGCAGUGAUAAACAGUACAUUGUCACCAACAACUAUACAGAUGCUAUUUCCCAUGAGUUCCUCUGACAACACCACUUCUGCUUUUGCAGAUGUGUCCUGGACUCAGUUUAACAUCAUUAUCUUGACAGUUAUUAUCAUUGUUGUGGUCCUACUAAUGGGCUUUGUGGGUGCUGUCUACAUGUACCGUGAGUAUCAGAACAGAAAACUCAACGCUCCUUUUUGGACCAUUGAACUCAAAGAGGACAACAUCAGUUUUAGCAGCUACCAUGACAGCAUUCCCAACGCUGAUGUUUCAGGGCUGUUGGAAGAUGACGGGAAUGAAGUCGCACCGAAUGGACAGCUAACGCUGACGACUCCCAUGCAUAACUAUAAAGCUUAGAAGCAGUGAUCCAGCUAUUCCAAAGUUGGCUUGGAAAAGUUAUGGGGCUUGUUGA
Messenger RNA from Nestor notabilis (Kea), 1281 nucleotides. RefSeq names its product multiple EGF-like-domains 9 (gene MEGF9). Gene Ontology annotation, biological process: axon guidance. The transcript has 5 exons. The annotation marks the transcript as partial. Gene Ontology annotation, cellular component: basement membrane. Gene Ontology annotation, molecular function: extracellular matrix structural constituent. The record is from RefSeq and is a predicted model, not a curated record. NCBI's taxonomy places the organism in Eukaryota, Metazoa, Chordata, Aves, Psittaciformes, Psittacidae.